Polypterus senegalus (gray bichir) is the source of this 15688-nucleotide messenger RNA. Its product is annotated as probable E3 ubiquitin-protein ligase HERC1. The record is from RefSeq and is a predicted model, not a curated record. The transcript is spliced from 80 exons. Gene Ontology annotation, molecular function: ubiquitin-protein transferase activity; protein binding. NCBI's taxonomy places the organism in Eukaryota, Metazoa, Chordata, Cladistia, Polypteriformes, Polypteridae. The coding region runs from base 385 to 14709 and encodes 4774 amino acids.
AACCGUCAAACAGCAGAUGUUUGACAGCAGCUCUGACACCCACUACGGGCAUAAUCAGGGCUGUGAGACAGCAGUUUCGCGUCGUGGUAGCGACUGUAGUUAGGUUCGUCUUCUAAUUAAGUAAAAGCCGUCUAUCUUUUUUUUAUUUCGCCGUGCUCCCACUGCACCCUUGUAGCCUGAAGAAUCCUGUUUUCAUUUCGAUGGGGGCAGCCAGUAAGGUGAAGGGUGUGGACGGAGAGACGAGAGUGCAUCUGCUCUGCUGCCAAGUUGUUUACCUACCUAUGGAAAAUCCAUCUCAGAUAAAGGAGCACUGGAAUCAUGAGGUAGAAGGGUCCUUUCAUCAGAAUGGCUCACCCAGCUUUGACUCAUGACUAGGAUCAGAAAAUGGUUUCUUGUCAGACACAUGUGAUGCUUAAGUGGCAGGAGCACUUGAACAGCUCCUGGGCUGCAGAAAAUAGUGAGCAAACAGCAACACGAGAAGCGGCUGAUGCUCUUUAUAAAAAACUUUUAAACAACAAAGAAGUUGUGGGGCUUGCACAGCCAGUCCAAGACCUGAUUGGACCCCGACUUCCAGACUUUGAAUUUGAUGUUAGUGUAGUCACAGAAAGGAAAGAAUAUCUUGCUGCUCUUCUUCAAAGUCAGUUUUGCCUAGCUCAGCGCUGCCUAGCAAGUACACCUUUUUCAGUAGCAUUGCACCACAGGUUGGUGGUCCUGCAGCGUAUAUUUUAUGCACUUUAUAGCAAAUAUCAUGACCAGUUUCAUACUGGAUCCCGGGAUGCAACAGCAGAUGUUCGUGAGGACAGAGCCGUGGAGCAGGCAUCCAGCACUUGGGGACAUGGUCAUCGGAUUAAAUCAGGAACGGAUGCCUUGAUAGAGAUGGGUGUGAGAACAGGCCUCACACUGUUUUUCUCCUUGUUGCAGCAGAACUGGUUACAAUCUAAACAAGACCCCAGCUUGGCUCUUUGUAAUGAUGUGCUAGCUACAGCUUGCUCGGUGCUCUCUUCACUACCUCCACUUUCCUUGGCUAAUGAAAACAAGAUUUCGUCUGUGGGACUGGACUGCCUUUCACAAGUUACAGUGUUUCUGAAGAAAACCUCAGUUCCAAGCUCAGGUGUAGAUAGUGUAGGAAGAAAACUUACCCUAGAGCUCUUACUUGGGUUAGCAGUUCAAAGGGGCUCAUUGCGAUUCCUUUUGGAGUGGAUAGAAGUGGCAUUAACAGCAUCUGUACCCACAGCUGGAACAUCAGAUGUUACGUCUGAAGAACAUACACCCGUAAUAGGACAUGACUGCAUUGUCCGAACUUUGACUCAGAUGAGACAGUAUUCGGGCUUCCAUGGAGAAUACACUUGUGAUCUGGAAGUUAAGAAAUCUGCCAACGGAUUGUGCUCGCUUCCUAAUGCAGCUCUUUGUCUUUUUGAGGAGAUAUGUUCAAUGGCUACAAGUUGCUUAUGUUCAUGUAAUAAUGGCUGUAACACUCAAGAAAAAGAAAGCAAAGCAGUUGCUGUCUAUGUCUGGGGUAGUAACAGCAGUCACCAGCUAGCAGAAGGCACUCUGGAGAAGAUCUUGCAACCCAAACUGGCUCAAGGGUUCAGUAACCCUGAAAUGAUUGAAGCAGGACAGUACUGCACAUUUUCAGUGUCUGCAGAUGGCUCGGUCCAGGCUUGUGGAAAAGGAAGCUACGGAAGACUAGGACUGGGGGAUUCUAAUAAUCAAUCCAUUCCUAAGAAGCUGGUACUGGAUCCACCACGAAAUAUUAAAAAGGUUUCAUCUUCAAAAGGCUCUGAUGGACAUACACUGGCAGUCACUAGUGAGGGAGAGGUGUUCAGCUGGGGAGAUGGUGAUUAUGGCAAACUUGGCCACGGAAACAGUGCAACACAGAAGUACCCCAAGCUAAUUCAAGGGCCACUACUUGGAAAGAUUGUGGUGUGUGUGUCUGCUGGUUACAGACAUAGUGCUGCAGUAACUAAUGAUGGAGAGUUGUAUACCUGGGGAGAAGGUGAUUUUGGCAGACUUGGGCACAGUGACAGUCACAGCCGCAAUGUACCAACACUAGUAAAGGAUAUUAGUGGAGUUGGUCAAGUGACCUGUGGCAGCUCACAUACCAUUGCAGUAGCACAAGAUGGACGGGCUGUUUGGUCUUUUGGUGGAGGGGAUAAUGGUAAACUUGGCCAUGGUGACACUAACAGAGUUUACAGACCCAAAUUAAUUGAAGCUCUGCACGGUCUCAGUAUCAGGAAAGUGUGUGCUGGCAGUCAGUCAUCACUUGCUCUUACAUCUGCUGGUCAGGUCUUUUCGUGGGGAUGUGGCUCUUGCCUAGGAUGUGGCUCUUCUGAAAUGACAUCCCUAAAGCCUAAAUUAAUUGAAGAAUUGAGUGUGACAAAAAUUAUUGAUAUAUCAUGUGGUGAAAGCCAUUGCUUGGCCUUGUCUCAUGAGAAUGAAGUGUACGCCUGGGGUAAUAAUGCAAUGGGUCAGUGUGGACAAGGACACACAUCCACCCCUAUUACAAAGCCGAAGAAGGUUAUAGGUUUGGAGGGAACUGCUGUUCAGCAAAUAACUGCGGGCACUUCACAUAGCUUAGCUUGGACAGCGGUGCCUACAGACAGACAACUGGUGGCUUGGCAUCGACCAUUCUGCAUUGAUUUAGAGGAGAGUACUUUUACAUACCUUCGUCACUUCCUAGAACAGUAUUGUGAAAGGAUCGACUCUGAUGUGCCACCACAUCCAUUCACAUCUCAAAGGGAAUAUCAGCAGUUUAUUCUUCUGUGUCUCAAAUUGCUUUCCACUCAUCUGUCAUUGGCACAAGCUGGUGGAACUGGAUCAACUGUACUUGGUGUUCAAGGAAGACCCCUCAGGCAUCUGCUCUUUAGACUCAUUGACUCGAAUGUACCUGAUUCCAUUCAGCAGGCACUGAUGAUUACACUUUCUGCUGGUGCUUCACUGCUGCUGCCUCCACUCAGGGAGCGAACUGAGCUUUUGCACUCACUUCUACCUCAGGGUCCAGAGAGCUGGGAUAGCCUUUCCAGGGGGCAGAGAAUGCAGCUAGACAUGGUCCUUAACAGUCUGCAGGAGCAGUCUCAUGUUGCGUCUUUACUUGGAUACAGUACACCUUCAGAAUCAACAUCCGGUGCUUCUCAUGCUUCUGCAGUGGAUCAGCCUUUUGAUUGCUCAGGGAUCAAUAACCACUUUUACUUGUCAGAAGUACUUCUGAAGACUCUUCUGUUAAAUAUUGGCUUUUACACUGAUCGUGCAUUUGGUGAGCUAGAGAAGAACAGUGACAAACAGCAAAAUAGCAUAGUGCCUACCCAAAGUGAUCCACCCACUCACUUUCAUCAUCUGCUAUCUGCCAUGCAUAGACAUCUGCUAGCCCACUGCUACAUGAGUUCUGAUGCAAAAGAUCAUGGCAGUGUAAUGCUACUUCAUAAACACCUCUUUCUGUUACUACCUUAUGCUGCUGAAACAUUUAAGAGGGCAACAAUACUGUUAGAGGAGAGUACAACAGAUAAGCAUGUCAUCAAAAAGCUUCAUGCUGUACUGUUUAGCUCUGCAGCAGGAAGCAUUUUGUGCCAGAUAAUAUAUUCUCUCUUGCUGCUGUCACCAAGCAUUACAAGACCAUUGCUGCCUCACCUUCUUUCUCUACUGGAACAUAUUAAUGAGCUAAGCUGUUUUUUACCUGAUAUGGGACUACUAGAAGAGUUUGAACUGGGGCAGACACCUCUGGAAUCUUCUGGUAACUCUGACACACUAAAUGGAUUGCUGCCUAUGUCUGAGACAUGGCAUUGGUUGCUUGAUUUGGAAAGAUCAGUGGCACUUUUAGUUGGACGUUGUUUAGGAGGAAUGCUACAAGGUCCUCCACUUUCAGAACAAGAAAAAGCAACAGAGGUCUGGCUGAAUAACCCACUUUUACAAAAUGGCCUGGAAAUGGAUGGAGAACAGCUGGGCUCCUUGAUGACAAGGCUGAUUGAAAAAACACUGUCAAGUGGUGCUGAAUCAAAGCCAGUGGAUGAGAGUUUGUCUGAGGAAAUCUGUGUUCUGGUUGAUAUAGCACUAGGAAUCCAUAGGGAGCCAGCACAUGGGAUCUGGAGGAAGAUAAAGGACUAUGCUAUUAGCAGAGAAUGGGAGAUUGGAAGUGAUGUUAGAGAUGUCCAACUGGAUUCAGUCACCAGAUUUGUGUUAGCUGCUUUGUUGAAGCAUUCUGGUUUUAAUAAGGAAGCCUACUGGGAAGAAAGGUCUGAACCAUCAGAGAAACUCCGUGAAGUCUAUCAGAUUGUGUACAAUGUCCGUACUGCCUUGUUGUCCAUUAAAAGCUCAGAAGAAAGCAGCGCUGAUGUUCAGACAGUGUCUCAGCCUGUUCAGUUUCCUUGCGAAGUGGACGAGGAUGGAAGUAAGGGGAUAUCUUCUGAAAAUGCAGACAGAGUGGUGAAAGAACAAGAUCAUCAUCCCAACAGCAAUAUUGAGACUGCAGAACACAAUCAAGAGGAAGAAGCCCCCAGCAUCAGUAAAGUUUUACAGUGCUUCCUGGCUACCCGUGAGGCCAUGCAUCUUCAUGAGAAUGAAACUGUGUAUGAAUCCUCAGGGACAAGCACCCAUCCUAGCAGUAGUGAGACACCUAGUACUCCUGAGACUGAAGUAACCCCUCUUCAGGAUUUGACAAAACGACAAAUUUCAAAUGAUGGCCUUUGUUUUUCCUCUGCUUGCCACACCAUCAUUUCCCGCUGUGCCUUUCUCAUAUUGGGAGUAAGAGCAGCAUGCCAAGAAAGAGAAGAGCAUUUUAAAGUGAAUGGAAAGAAAUUCAUAAAAAGGAAACCAAGUCCAAAACUGGAACGAAGCUCUUCAGUUAAUAAACCUGGAUUACAUCAGCAUCAUGAUUAUGGAAGUAUGUCACAGAAACAGUUUUCAGAGACCAGAAUUCAAUCUAGAUCUGCAAAACACAAACUUGGUUUACCUUUAUGUUCACUGGGAAUUAUGAAGGAUGCUUGGGAAAGACUUCGACAGUGUAUUCAUCCUUCACCAAAACUCAGUGCAGAGUCUAGUUCUUCUGUACUUAGUCAUAUUUUCCAGUUCCUAUGUGGAAGUAUACUGAAAACAUCAAAUCCAGGCUUACUAGAGAAAGACCAAAUUGAUCCUAAAGCAAUCAUCUCUGCUAUGAUGCAGCAGCAACAGCGAGCUGAGUUCCGUUUAGAAGCACUCUGUCAAAUCUCAUCCUUCCUGUCAGAGGUGGAAUACAAGACCUGCAACUCCCAUGCACCUCCGAGGUUUCCAGGACUCCUGCUGACUGCUCAACUUCAGUUUCUUUCUGGAUGUUUUGGAUUAGGAAUUCCAUUAACAGCUACCAUGACUGGCAAGGAACAAAAAAUGAAGCACUACACCUGUGGCACAGGCUCUGCCCAAGUAGAAAUAAAAAAUGAACUACAAGCUGCAGCACACACACUUUAUCAACAAUUGGUUGAUGCUCUUGACAGGCGAAUUCUGGCUGAGAGAGAGCUUUCAGGAUGUUCUCAGCUUCUACUGCUUGCCAUACUAUUUGCUUUGAAUUUUCAAUAUCAGGCUUUGGACUUAAUUGUUGUUAUCAAGAGUGGCCUCUUGGAAAUAUUGUCCAAACUCACUGACAACUCCUGGGUCUCAUUGCACUAUUACUGGUUUCCUGCUACAGCUUCUGGUCCAGUGCAGCUUGAUGCAGCUGUCAAAGUUGCUGCAGCAAGGUCACUUCAGAUACUUGCCAUUACAUCUGGCUCAUGUGCAGAUAUUCUUCCAGUGGAAAUUGUUCAAGCAUUGAUGGAUGUGAUGUGUUUACAGCUACAGAGCCUACUGCAGUUGCUUUACGAGAACAAAAUCAAUGAAACGGAAAAAGGCCUAGAGCAUAGAAUAUUUGAAGACAAGGAGCAAGAAAAAAAAUGUGUCAAGAGCAGACAUAUUGUUGAAUCACAGCUUGCUGACUUUUUAGUAUUCCUUCGUCGUAUUAUCUCAGCAAAUAGCAGCAAAAGAAGCUCUGCGUUUAUCAGAUGGGUAGAUCCUCUUACAACAAUCAUUUUCCAGAAAACUGCAUCAGGUGUUCCACUAGUUAAAAAUCUGAGAGCCAGAUUAUUGACCUUUCAUAUUUUUGAGGCUUUGCUUCCAGUUUGUUCAGAUCCGUCACAGAUUAAGCAGCUUGUAGAUAAGCUGUUUGGGCUGCUGUCUGCAUGCAUGUGGGAAGAGCCCUUUGCCAUCAACAAAGAACUGGAAAAUUCAUUGAAAAAUUCUCAGCAGAUAUCUGAAAAUGAAGAAGAGUGUGUUCCAAUUGGAGAUUUCUCUUUUGAUCCUGAUAAACUGAUCUGUUGCACUAUGGAAAGUGGGAAUAUUUUGGCUCAUGGAUCAGGAGGAAAGGGAUAUGGGUUAGCCACCACAGCUAUAACAUCAGGCUGUUUUAUUUGGAAAUUUCAUAUCACUAAAGAAAACAAAGGCAAUGAAGGCACCUGCGUUGGGGUUUCUCGUUGGCCCAUUAGAGACUUUAACCAUCGCACAACUACAGAUAUGUGGCUUUACCGUGCAUAUAGUGGCAGUUUAUAUCAUGGAGGUGAACUGGGCCGAGCUUUAUCAUCUUUCACCCAAGGAGACACGAUCACAUGUAUAUUGGACAUGGAAGCCAGAACUAUUUCAUUUGCAAAGAACAAUAAGGAACCAAAAUUGGCUUUUGAGGAUGUGGAUGCCUCAGAACUAUACCCUUGUGUGAUGUUUUAUAGUAGUAACCCUGGCGAAAAGGUAGAACUGCGUGAUUUGCAAAUGAGAGGCAUACCUCAUGACCUGUUGCCAGGAGACCCUCUCUGUAGUCCCUACCCUACAGUGCUCUUGGAGGCAGCCAUUCAGCUUAUUCGUAGGCUCUAUCAUAUUGACAAUUGGACUGUGCACAUCAAUAAAUAUAUGCAAGCAAGACUGGAACUGAUUGGCCCAAUAGUGAAUGGAGGAGCAAAUGAAAAACUGAACACAUCACAAAGAACAGGUCUUUCAAAGAAAAUAUCUCUUGAUGAGAAGGAUAAAUUACCAGAUGAACAAUUUACAAACGUAAUAGAGGCUAAAGCUCCAGCAGUUUCAGAGCUGUCUGAGUCUCAGCUAAUGGCUCUCUGCUGUAAGGUCUGGCCAGUAUUAGCUGUGAUUGGAGGAGUGGACAGUGGACUGCGGGCUGGAGGCCAGUGCCGUCAUAAGUCAAGUGGUCGGAUAGCCACACUUUUAGGAUCUUUGAAAGCUGGAAGUACAUGUGCUAAGCUGCAGUGGGAGGAGACAGAGGUUUCUAUCAGCUUCCUGAAUUCUUGGUCACCCAGCGAUACCCCACUUUCCUCCCUGGAGCCCUGUGAAAUGCCUCAGAUGGACAUCACUAGAUUCAAAGGAGUGAAACCCUGUGUCUUGUUAGAUUUGGUCUAUCUAACAGGAGUGCUGGAAGAUGAGGAGAAGCACAAUCGACAGCCAUCUAAAAAUAAUAGCUUAGAUGGUGAUCAGAAGUGUGAUCUGGAAAAGAGACUUGAUGAAGAUAUUGCAAGGAUCAUGCAAGCAGAAGAUGAGGGCUUAAAGGCAGCCUGUCCAUAUACAGCAGACAGAUUUGGUAUUGUGAACGAUGAAGCAAUAUUCACAGAUGAAUCAGUUUGUGGAAAAGGUGAACUGAUUGAAAACAUGCAGAAUCAGACUGACUCUGAAGUUACUUUGCAGGAAAGGAGACAGUGCGAGCUGUUAUCUUCUGAAUUGUGUGCAAUACAGUCAUCCUACCUGAUGCUUGGAGCACUCAAGACUUUAGCUGUCAUGCUGAACUGCUGCAAAUUUGCUGACAUGCUUUCAGUAUCAAGAUUUGAAGCAAGUAGUCAAAGCAUACUUGAAAAAACAAAAAGCCAGAUUACAAUGGAAAGCAGGGAGCUGCGUACUGUUCUUCAGUUCAUAGUGCAGAGCAUGGUAAAGUGGGCUAUGCAGACUUGUCCAAUAAAGAAUGCUUCUCUUUCUGACUUGGAGCGAUCACAGGUGAUGAUCUAUAAGGGAGCAUUGAACAGGCUACAGGAAGACUGUGACACAAAAGAUCAUUGCAAAGAUUCUGGAAGUUUCCCUCAUCCUCCAUCUCAGGCGAUGUCCAAAUCUUCAAGUACAAUGUCUCUGUACAGCAAUGGGUCAGAUGGUAAUGCCACAUUUAGCAUGUCCAAUGGAGCUUCAGCAUCUUCCUCCAGUAAUGAUUUGGCGGCUUCCCUGUUAUCAGCACUGCAGGCUGAUGGAUUAGAAAAUUUUAAUCCCUUCCUCCCUAUUAAUCUUCUCCAGCGAAUGGUGCUAGCACGGUUUCCCACACUGUCUGGACUGCUUAAUAACCCUGGGUUGCCUUCUGGCUUCAACAUGGCAAGCUCUGCUUCAUGCGAAGGCUUUUCAGAACAGCAGACAAGCUUUCUAAGUGCACGUGUAAUGGGGAGUAAUCAGACUGAAAGAUCUGAAACAUUUGUUCCUACGCGCUUGCUCGAAAUGGGCUUCACUGCUGGACAUAUUUACAAGGCUAUGGAUGCCACAGGUGUUGCUGAUGAUUCAGAUUCACAUUCAAUUGAAACAUUAGCUAGCUGGAUGCUAGAGCACCCAUUCACUGAAGACCCACAGGUGUUUGAAUACCCUUCUGUGGAGAUUUCCGGUGAAGGUGAAUGUGUUAGUCCAGAGCGUCCAGAUCCCUCUGAGCAAUAUGAAUACCCUUCAUCCUCCCAUGAUAGAAACGAGUCUAAUGAAAGCUUAGUUGUUGGAUUAGAUCAGGUGGAAAGAGAACAUUUCCUUGAUGUUCAUCUUACCAGAAAUAGACCUCCUCCAGCUCGCAGACAACGUAACAGCUUAGUGCAAAGGUCAAUUCUUAGAAGAGCUGAUUCUCCUUCCCCCCAUCUGGUGAUGCCUGUAUUUGAUAAUGAUCAAGUGGACUGGGCAGAGAGAGCAGAAACGCACCCUUUUCCUGCUGAGGAAGAGGCAGAAUUAGGAUUUAUGGAUGAUCCACAACCAGAAGAAUCCUAUGAAGAGAUAUAUACCCCAGAGUUUUCUAAUGCUGAAAGGGACACCUUGUGGAUGGUUGAGGAAGGAGAGAAUCAGCAAGGGACGACAGAGAUGGUGGAGUGUGAACUCUGUGAAACUUUGACAUUACAGUUUAAUAGCCAUAUGAAAAGGUACCAUCCUGGAUGUGGACAAAAUGCAGGCCACCGUGGAUAUCGUAGCUAUGGCUCAUAUGUUGAUGGCUGGUUUGGGGGAGAGUGUGGCUCAGGAAGUCCUUAUUACCUCAUGUGUAUAAACUGCAGAGAAAAAUACCUUGCUGCCAAAUCAGGAGGCAGCCACAGCAAAAUUAGCAAAAUAAAGAUCUUGGCCUCUGAUUUGAUUGGAAAAGCAGAUAAUAGUUUUGAUGAGGAAUGUGAGCUGCUUGACAAAGAAAACAAAGGUAGACUUACAGGACUAGAGGAAUUUGGAUUUCUUGCUGAGCGAUUUGGACUGGGAGAGAAAAAACUCAUUCCUGAUGCAGUCCCUUUCAUAGAACAGGAUCCAUUGGGUUCCUCGUUUACUAGAGCUAUGAACCCUGACCAUAUGUACCUUCUUAAAGAUCCUCGUGCUGUGGAAGACAAUUUAUCUACUAGAAAUCUAACACUGGGAGAGCAGGCCAGUGCUCUUAGGAAUCCCAAGGAUCGUCUACUAGCUCUUAAACGGAUUGUGUGUGCUACUCAAAUUGUUCUAGCACACAGAAUUGUUCUGAAUGCUUUAUCACGAAUUUCUGCAAGUAAUUUUGCAUGUAGCCAAUUCACAGAUUUGGAAGCCCUUGGCCUUGCAAAUAUUCGAACUUUAGUAAGGUUAAUGUGCCUUUCAGCAGCAGGAAGAGUCCAUACCAACUUGGAAGGUUUUCGAUUUGGCCAUGGUUCAGCAUUUCUUACGUUUCUCACUUCAGCCAUUGACACCUUAAUAUCAAAUAGCCCCUCUGCAUACCGAGAGCUGGUUGAUAUAUGUACACAGGACCUGAUCUCUGCAGCGGCAGGACUGAAUAUUGGGGCAAUUAGUGACCCACAGCAGAAAAAACGCAGUGGUUCAUCUUUUAAGGGAUCAACAAAACAGACCAAAGAUAAAGCACCUUCGAUGUUCUUGGUUACUCAGGCAUUGGUUGUGCUGCUUACAGAAAAGGGAAUUCGUCAUAGGGGCCAAGAGAAGCAAGAGAUGGAGCCUAAAGACACCUGUGGUACAUCAAGUUCAGGAAGUGUUACAUUACAUACAACAACAAGGGUUGGUUCUUUAGAGUUGGUCAAUGCUCUUGCUGCUUGUUGUCUGUCUGCUAGACUGACCAGUAAGCAUCGUCAAUGGUCAGCCCAGCAGCUUGUUCAGGCCCUGGCUUCUUCAGAAAAAGAAAAUCCCAUCAAGCCUCAGACCUAUGCUGAUACUGUUGGAGACCUUCGCAAAUGUCCCAUUUUCAAGCUGGAAGCACAUCAUAAUAGGGUGACUAAAUGUAGUUGGAGCAAUGCAAAAGGCUUGCUUGGAACAAGUUCAAUGGAUGGUACAAUUCGUCUGUGGAGUAUUACUAAGAAUAGUCGAGAACUGUACAGCACACUUAGCACUACUACAGGUGAUAACAAAAGCUCAGAUGUAGAAUCUGGAACUGAAAUGUCUUCAUUUAGCUGGAGUGCUAGUGGGUGUUUUCUUGCUGCUUUUCAAGAGAAGGUUGUCAACAUCUGGGCUAUAAAUGGGUCACUCUUCCAUGCUGUGGGCCAGCAUUCUAUGGUUACAGCUCUCUCUUGGGAAGACACUGUUACUCUUUACUCCAGAGAGCAGACAGCUGAAAACCUGUUAGUCGGAAGACUGGAUGGUUCCCUUUGCUGGAUAGAAGUAACAGAGUCUUUUAACACAACCGUUACUGAAUUAGCCUACUGUCAAAGAAGUGAUGCUGUUUUGUGCAUUGCUUGGCAUAGUUUGGAUAAACCAUUUGCUGCUGGAUACCCUGAUGGAAGCAUACUAAUCUCUACAAUUAAGCCUUAUGAGACGGAGAGUCCAACUAUCCUUCCUGCAUUUUCUGAGAAAAUUAUGGGAUUGAAAUGGGAUCCUACAGGACAUUUGUUGCUAUCAGUUUCUAAAACUGAAGUAGUAAAAAUCUGGGGUCGGGUGGGCAACACAUGGCUUACUCUUCACUCCCUUUUUCAUACAAGUCUGGUCAAUACAGCUGUAUGGUGCCCACUGCCAGGAAUGGGAUGUGACCCCAAACUCAUGCUAGCUGUAGGUUGUCAAAGUGGUCUUUUGCGUGUGUGGACAGUGCCACAAGGUGGUACUCUGGUUUCACUGCCAAACCUUGUAAGCAACACUCAAAACCGACAGUUCAGAGAGGGCCAACGAUUGAGCGGAACUACUUGUGUAUUUACAUUGAAUGGUCACGUCACUGCAGUGAAGUCUGUAUGCUUUAGUUCAAAUGGAAUGAUCCUGCUCUCUGGAGGAAUUGGUGGUCUCAUUAAUAUUUGGUCUCUUCUGGAUGGUUCACUUCUACAGUCAGUGGUAACAGGCUUGGGUUCGGUAAUAAGCACUGCCUGGAUCCUCGAUAUUGGCAUAGCUGCUUGUUGUGGAAGAUCAAAGGAUGUUCUAUUAAUUCGGUGCACCCCAGACUGGAUCACUCAGAACCAUAUUCUGGCCUCUUGCCGUAUGACUCUUCGUUCUCAAGGAAUUGUGGGUUUGAACAAGGCCCCGUGUAUAACUGUCUUUUUAGAGAGACUGCCCAUGCUUCUUCAGGAACAGUACAUCUAUGAAAAGUGUCAUAUAAAUGCUGGGGAUCAACUGGUUCAUAGCGCCUUUCUCCAGAGUCUAGCCUCUCUGGCUGUGGGACUUGGUUUAGAUGAGUUGCUAUGCAGGAGACACGCUCCUCCUCAUCAUCUGAACCGUGAUUUUGAUUUGAACUCAGCUGAGUGGGGAUGGCUUGCUACAUUUUCAACCACGAUAAAGAGCGCAGAAGCUUUGGCCAAAGGAACUGCUUUCCCUGAAUCAUUCCCUAUUCUGGACAUCAAGCAAGAUACAGAUACAGAGACUAUGUUAUGUCUGGUAAAAGAUAACAGUAAAUGGAGCUCUGUAAUGGAUGAACAGCUGAUGACCUGGGCUACAGUCAGACCUGAGGAUUGGCAGUUGGGUGGAAAAACAGACGUUUACCUCUGGGGUGCAGGACGUCAUGGACAGCUUGCUGAUGCUGGACCAAAUUUGGUGGUGCCAGCUCUUGCUCCAUGUCUGUCACAGGCACAGCAGGUUGUCUGUGGACAAAACUGUACAUUCCUAGUUCAGGCUAAUGGGACAGUGCUUGCUGUUGGUGAAGGUAGUUAUGGGAGGCUUGGCCAAGGAAAUUCUGAUGACCUUUAUACUCCAACUAUUAUCUCAGCCUUGCAGGGUUAUGUGGUGACCCAGCUUGUGACAUCAUGUGGGUCAGAUGGUCAUUCCCUUGCACUCACAGAAAGUGGGGAGGUGUUCAGCUGGGGAGAUGGAGAUUAUGGAAAACUGGGACAUGGAAAUAGUGAAAGGCAACGGAGACCUAAACAGAUAGAGGCUCUUCAAGGAGAAGAGGUGGUGCAGCUCGCUUGUGGGUUCAAGCACUCAGCAGUGGUAACAGGUGAUGGAAAAUUGUUUACAUUUGGGAGUGGUGAUUAUGGACGAUUGGGACAGCGAUCAACUUCAAACAAGAUGCUGCCCGAGAGGGUGUUGGCCCUGGAAGGUUAUCACAUUGGACAGGUUUCUUGUGGCUUGAAUCACACUUUGGUAGUAACAUCUGAUGGCACAACUGUCUGGUCAUUUGGAGAUGGAGAUUACGGGAAACUGGGAAUAGGGCCUUGUACUGUUAAAUGCUAUCCACAGAAAGUGGAACAGCUAUGUAAUAAAAGCGUAAAAAAAGUUGCUUGUGGGACUCAAAUUUCAGUAGUGCUCACCAAAGAUGGACAUGUAUACACUUUUGGACAAGAGCGCCUCUUAGGUCUACCAGAUUCAAUGCUGAAGAACAACAGUUAUCCACAGAGGGUGCCUGCUUUGGAAAGUGACUUUGUAGAUGAUAUUGCCGUUGGAUCAGAACACAUUCUUGCACUGACUUCCAGGGGAGAUGUCUUUGCAUGGGGGUGCAACUCAGAAGGCCAGCUGGGCCUGGGACACACAAACUCAGUGAAAGAGCCAACCUUGGUAAUCACUCUUCAAGGAAAAGGCAUACAGCAGAUAUCGGCCGGGCGCAGUCACAGUGCCGCCUGGACCACCCCGCCUCAAGCUGCUGGAGCUCCAGGGGUUCCAGCCCCUGUGCAGCUUGGUCUUCCUACAGCUGUUCCACCACAAUUCAAUGUUUUGAAAGAUUACAGUCCAGAAGUUCUCCGCAGGCGGCUCAUGAUCUUAUACCAGUUCUCUGAUUUAAUGUAUAAGUCAUGGAGGCUGCUUAACCUCAACCCAAGGAACCAAAUUCCAGGUUCACAGUACUGUUCAGGGACGUCAGCAGUUGUGCAAGGCCAAUUAAGAGGCCUCCUCUCCCCUAAGGUGAAUACACUUCCGCUGGUCCGUUCGAUCGGAAGAACUAUGGUACAGGGGAAAACCUAUGGACCUCUUAUUACCGUGAAGAGAAUUUGUACAAGGGGGCGCUCCAAUAAGCCCAUUUUUAUCCAGAUUGCCAAGCAAGUGGUCAGCUUGAAUCCCUCUGAACUUCGAUUGCCCUCAAGAGCAUGGAAAGUAAAGCUGGUGGGCGAAGGAGCCGACGACGCGGGAGGAGUGUUUGAUGACACCAUAACAGAGAUGUGCCAGGAGCUGGAGACGAGUGUCGUGGAUCUGCUCAUUCAGACUCCAAAUAGCAUUGCCGAUGUUGGCAGCCACACAGACAGGUUUUUGCUAAACCCUUCUGCCUCUUCAGAGGAUCAUAUGGUUCAGUUCCGGUUUCUGGGAAUUCUCAUGGCCGUUGCUAUCAGAACUAAGAAGCCACUUGACCUCCACUUAGCACCCUGGGUGUGGAAGCAGCUCUGCUCAAUUCCACUAAACAGCCAGGAUUUUGAAGAUGUGGAUCUUCUGAACUUUCGCAGCUUACAAGGAAUCCUGCACUUGGAGAAUACGGACAUCAAUGAAGAAAACUUCCCUGUGAUGAUUCCCUUGGACACUUUUGUCACACACAGUGCUAACGGCAAACUGGUGCCUGUCAUUCCUGGUGGAGAUCAGAUCCCUUUGACAUUUACAAACAGGAAGGAGUACGUGGAGCGAGCAGUCAGUUAUCGUCUGCAUGAAAUGGAUCAGCAGGCAAUAGCAGUACGAGAAGGCAUGUCCUCCAUCAUCCCUGUGCCUCUCCUCUCGUUACUUACUGCAAAGCAGCUGGAGCAGCUCGUCUGUGGGAUGCCCGAGGUCUCCGUGGAGACCUUAAAGAAAGUGGUGCGCUACCGGGAUAUUUCAGAUAGCCAUCAGAUGAUCAGCUGGCUGUGGAAGACACUUGAGGAAUUCACAAAUGAAGAGAGAGUUUUGUUCCUCCGCUUUGUAUCGGGACGCUCAAGGCUGCCUGCAAACACCACUGAUAUCACGCAGAAAUUCCAAAUCAUCAAAGUUGACAGGCCCCUCAAUGGCCUACCAACAGCACAGACCUGCUUCUUCCAGCUGCGACUCCCACCCUACACCACCCAGAGCAUUAUGGCUGAACGACUGCGAUACUCCAUCCACAACUGCCCCUCCAUAGAUAUGGACAACUAUAUGCUUUCUCGGCACACAGACGUGACUGAUGGUUCAGAUGCAGAGUAUUAAAGAGAUGAAGUCCAAUAAGAGAUUCUGCAAAUAAAUGAAAACAAAUUUCAUGUGUCCGAGUUUUAAAAAAAUAAAAAAUAAAUCCUUGUAAACUGCAAUUCCACUAAAUAUUCCCAAUUUUAUGGCAAGUCAACAGGAAACAAAAGCAAAAAAAAGCACAAACAUGCAAUGGACAAGCAAAAAGAUCAACAAGAAGAUCUGGAUCAAUGCUGCCUUUUAGAAGAAUCACAAUCAAGAUCCGUCAGCUUUUGAAUAUUCUGUAACACUUUUGUUGUUUGCCUAACAAGAAGUGGUUGCCUGUCGUGUUUUGUAAGGUUUGUGAAUUUUAGUAAAACAAACUGUAUUGGACAGCGGGAAUGAAGCUGGACCCUGAAUCAUCUUUUCCAAGUUUACUACAUACGUAGUUCAGUGGGUCGUGAAGGGGGUCUUUAGAAUGGACAAUACAAGACGGGAUACGGAUUCUCUACUAUUGUUGUCUUCUUCAAAAGGUCAAAAAUUAUUAAUGGUUGGACAACUCAAACAGUCUUUUAAAUCGGCAAUAGCGGAGGUACAUCAUGAGAGAGACUAGACCUUUUAAAUAUUUUAAAUUGUGAUGAUGACUUUGUUGAUUCAGGAUACAAGUUUGAAAAGUAUUGGCUGUGUUAACAUUAAGCUUUAUUUUGCACAUUUAAUUAUGAUGCACCCACCUCUAUAUCUAAAGAAUUAUGGGCGUUAAGUUGUGGUCUACAUUAAAAUGUUCACUCCGAUGGAAUUAAAACCUUGGAAUAUUUGCAUGGAAGAAGCCUACAAUUCAUAGCGGAGUGAGCCUACACUGCACCUAUUGCACCUGCCAAAGGGCAGAACGCUGCAAACAAAGGUUUUAAAACACAGGAGGAGCUCCGAUUGGUUUAGUGUAAAGCAAAUGUCUCCCCUCCAUGUUCAGAACUAUACAUUUUUGCUGUGAGUUUAAAGUGCAUUAAAUAAAAACAUUCAGAAUUCA